UGUUGACUGAAGCAGUUGCAGAGAAUCGAAACUUAAAAUCUCUGAAGUCCUGACGCCUCAGCUCCUUCCUGUGUUUGUCAGCUCGGCCCUGGAUUCACUCUGUCCUCGUCUCCCCCUCCUCACACUCUGCAGGAAGCUCCUCUGAAUGUCCCGGCUGCAUGAUCCCUCUCCUCCCCAGUGAACCAGCAUGGACCCUGACAGACUCAACCGCAAGCAGGAGAUAAGCAAAGCUCUGACGUUCAUACAGUCUUCCUUGGCUUAUCCAGAGCCUGAGGGCUACCAGGACUUCCUGACCAAGUUAGUGUGCAACCUGCUCCAAGAGGGCAACACCUUGUUCAGAGAAGGAGAAUGGGUGGAGGCGAUGAGAGAGUUCAGUGAAGGCCUGAACGUCUCAUGCUACGCUACAGGAGAGAACAUCCAGAUCCCAGAAGCUUUGCUGGAGAGCCUGUAUGUCAACCGGGCUACUGCUUACCACAGGAUGGGGGAGUAUGAUCUAGGUGUGACGGACUGCGACAGCGCUCUUGCGUUGUGUAAGGAAAGCAGCAGGGCCCUGUACAGGAAGGCACUGUGUCUGAAGGAGCUUGGGAAGUACAAGGAGGCCUACAGCUGCACCACCGACUGUCUGCUCUUCACUCGUCUGGAUAAAGAUGUGAAUGAGCUGGCUCAGGACCUGGCCGUCCACCUGGGACUAAAAAAUCGAAAACCCUACAUCAUCGCAAAGGAACACACACUUAUGACAAAAGAUGUCACUAAUGGCAACACUACUGAAGCCAACAAGGUGUCUGGUGGUCAUUUAGGAGAUGGGGUGAAUCCUCUCAGUGGUCUUGCACCAGUCAGUUUUCCCAGCAUGCCUCAGUCCACCGCUACCUCCAUGUCUCCCAAAUGCUCCCAACCUGUCGUCCCCUCAAUGCCUGACAGGGUUGAGACAGAUAUGGUGGAGGACUCCGAGCUGAUGGGAGACGACUUGGACAGUCUGCUCGACGGCUUCUCCACCGAACAGGAGUUAACUGAGACAAACAGCCAGACCGCGUACUCGGUUCCCAGCACGUCCACACGCACAUUUCCUUCGGCCCUGCCUGCCCCGACACCCCGGCUGCCCCCUGCCUUCUUCAACUCAGCCGCCAGCCAACUCAACUCCCUGGAUUCAUUUUCAGGUGGUGGGCACAGCACUACGUCCGCAGAACUGGACACCCUGGAUGACCUCUUGACCUCUCAGGCUCUGGAUGCCUUAGACGACUUCUCUGGAGUUGGCGCAGGUGUUGCAAGUUUACGGGUGACCUCCGCAACGCUACAAACCCUGAAUGGCCUUGAUUCCCUGGAUGACUUCUUGGAUACCAUGCCAUGUGCUGCUGCUGCUACUGAGAAAGUCAAUUUAUCCAAAACAAAGUUGGACAGGGAGGAGAAGUCCCUUGAUAAUUUGUUGGAUGAACUUGAUGACCUGGAGACUGUGUGUGAUCCAGUUGCUCAGUGCAUGGAUGUCCCGACGUUUGGUGUGAAAGCUGUGGACCAGCUCGACUCCCUCGAUGUCCUGGACUCCUUCUCCUCAGUGGAAGGUGUUGGGGCGGCUCUGCCAGCAGUUAAUGGAAGAACAGGCCUGGACUUGAUCUCUGAUUUCAUCCGAGCUGGUGUCCCAGGCUCUCACUCUGCUGUCGCUCCAGUAAUGAAAUCUCCAAAGAACAAAGAGAGGAAAAACAAAGAACCAGUUUCAUGUAGGAACCCCCUGUCCUCCACCCAUGAGUUCCUGCAGGCCUGCUCUGCUUGUUUCCCUCGGGAAGGUGAAGGGAUUUACACAUUUGUUCACAAGCCGGACCUGGUUCACAGCUGUAAACGAGACAUUCUGUUGUGUAGACGAAAGGCAGCGUCUCCUUCAGAGUGGACCAGAGUGCGACCGAUGCCUCCUUGCACGUCCUUCAGAGGGCCCUUUGUACUUUGCAGGGAGGUGCAGAACUCUGACUCAGGCCUGUGUAGGUACAGAGAACAAUGUACGUUUGCCUACAACAUGCUGGAGCUCGAUGUUUGGACAGAAGAGAGAAAGGGGACAUUGGACAGAAACCUGCUGUUUGAGACAGGACCCGUCAAACUGGAUCCCAUCAGCAGCGUCAUUCACCUGCUACAGGAACACAAGGGCACGUUCUUGUUCCUCUGCCAGAAGUGCUUUGACGGUAAACCUAGAAUCAUCAGUAAUCGCUGCAGGGACAACUUCUGCUCCAACCUGGAUGUCCGCCACAGCUUUGAUGCAAACAAGUGCUUGGCAUUUGUGGUGAAGACCCACAAUGUGAACUACCGAAAGGUCCGUCCGCUGACUGGCCUGUGCCAAUUGGAUUUAUGCCACCAAGCCGUUCGGUACGGCUGCCAGAAGGAGGACAGCUGCCACCACGCCCACUCCGUCAUAGAGCUCAAAACCUGGAAGGUUCAGCGAAACACAGGUCUCCGCCCUGAUCAGAUUGUGAAAGUAGCCACAAAGUAUCACGACAAUCAGGAACAAAAGUCAAACAUACAGAAAUGGAAUAAACAGUCUCCUGGAAGUGAUGGUAUCAAACCUAGAGGAGGAGGAAAGAGUCUGAACAUGAAGAUAAAGUUGGCGUGCGCUCAGUGCUGGAGGGACGGUCUGAUCAGUGAACCAGACAAAGCUCUCAAGUACUGCACUGCUAAGGCCAGGCACAUAUGGACCAAAGACAGACGGGUGCUGCUGGUCAGAUCCUUAAUGAGACAAAAAUGGCUUCAGGUCCGACCACUGCCGAACGCCAAGAACCUCCCUCUGCAGUAUGAGAUGUGUGCCCAGAUUUUGAAGAAGAAGGUCUGUAACUACAUUGGGAACUGCAGCUUUGCUCACAGCCAAGAGGAGAGGGAGAUUUGGACGUUUAUGAAGAAUAAUGACUUGCGAGACAUUCAGCAGGUAUAUGACACAUGGCUGAAAUCAAAUGGCCCAAACCGCCAAGCAGAUGGAUCCGCGCUCGCCCAGCCCGUCUCAGAAGAGAAAUUUAUUGUCAUGCCAACUGACUUUGCUGAACCAAUGAGCGGCUUCCACUGCCGUCUGUGCGGUAAACACAGUAACAGUGAGCGGCAGUGGCAGAACCACAUCUCAUCUGAGAAGCACAAGGAGCGACUGUUCAGUUGUGAAGGAGAAGACGAGGCUCUGACGUGGUUCUACCGUUUCCCUGGAGCAAACUUUGAACUCUGCCCCAAGUUGGCUGGCGGCUGUGCUGACGGUGUGAGCUGUGACUACGCCCACAGUCCGGAGGAGCUGAAGGAGUGGAUUGAGAGACGGGCUUUCCUAAAACAGAAUCUCGCCAAAGCCAGGGCAGAUAAGCUCGUCAUGCCCAACGAGCACGACUUCGGGAUGUACAACUUUCUACUUAAGGAUUGAGGGGAAUACAUUUUUUUGUUUUCACACCACAAAGCGAGCAUUUGUAACUGCCAAACUAACAAAUACGACAUAUCAAGAGUUUUCAAAUCAAAACCAAAAUGGAGGAGGUGACGUGUUUAAACUAGAGAUUUCUCCAAUUAGCCGAAGUUUCACUUUAAAAUGAUACCGUCAAUAUGACUAAAAUUUCUUUAUAGUCAUUUUUUUUAUGUUCAGCAAAAAGCUCAGGACAAAUCCGAGUCAGUGCUGUAAAAGUAAGAGUUAUGUUGGUGCCAUUGAAAAACGUGUUGUUUAUCACUGAACUUUCAUAGAUGGUUUGUAUUUAACCAAACUAAGGUUUGUGACUUCUCAGUGUUCCCUUCUGUUGAAGCAGAGUGUGUUCAGAGUUAGAGAGAGGCUGUUCAACUUUACGUUUAAAUACUUCCCACAAAUGUUUGUCAAAGUUCAACGUUCAA
Molecule: messenger RNA, 3819 nt
Organism: Paralichthys olivaceus (Japanese flounder)
Lineage: Eukaryota; Metazoa; Chordata; Actinopteri; Pleuronectiformes; Paralichthyidae
Product: zinc finger CCCH domain-containing protein 7B-like
Biological process (GO): miRNA processing
Molecular function (GO): protein binding; miRNA binding; metal ion binding
Source: RefSeq, a predicted model, not a curated record